AUGGCCAAGAUUUCAGCCCAGAAGAAGGCUCCUGCCAAGAAGUCUGAGCCUACCAAGACCAACGACACUGUUCCUUCGCAGCUUCUCGCUUCCAUUGCUUCUUUCUUGUCCAGCAAUGGCUUCGCUACCACCAACACAGCUUUUGAGAAAGAAUUGAAGAAGGCCGGAACCAAGGCUGAUGUGAAGGGCGCCCCAGCUUUGCUGGAGGUCUUCCAGGCAUGGGAGAAGGCGAACGCUGCCUCCAGUUCCUCUUCGGACUCCGACAGCGACUCGGAUAGCGACAGCAGCUCCGAUUCCGAUUCAAGCGAUUCUGAUGUUGAAAUGGAAGACGCCGGCAAAUCGAAGAAGGCUCGCUCUUCCUCGCCCUCUUCUUCAUCCUCCAGCUCUGAUAGUGAUGCUGACGAUGAGGAGGAGGAGAAGACUGUUCCUGCUCCGGCUCCCGCUGUGAAGAAGUCCGCGGGUGUUAAGCGCAAGGCUGAAUCUAGCGACUCUGAAUCCUCUGAUUCCGAUUCUGAAAGCGAUGCCCCCAAGGCCAAGAAGGCCAAGACUGCAGCGAAAGCCAAGAAGGCCGACUCAUCUUCUGAGUCUGACUCCGACUCUGACUCUGAAUCUUCCGAUUCCGACUCUGAUUCUGAUUCUUCAAGCGCUUCCGAUUCUUCUGACUCCGACUCCUCCGACUCUUCUGACUCUUCUGACUCUUCUGACUCUUCUGACUCCGAAUCUGACUCCAAGCCCGUCAAGAAGGAGAAUGCUAAGGCCUUGAAGGAAGCAAAGAAGACCCCCCUUCCAGAGUCAUCGGCCUCGUCUGCCUCCGCCAGUUCCGACGAUAGCUCUGACGAUGAGAAGGCUGGUGGCGUUGCAGUAGCCACUGCUUCUGAGUCUAGUGUCACCGUUUCUGCUUCCCCUGCUGUUGACGAGGUUCGCAACACCUCAUCCAACGCCAGCCCGGCUCCUGGAAAUGGAUCGACAAAGAAGAAGCACACUGGAGCUCGUCCAACUCCUCUCGCUGCUCUGAGCGAGCUUCCCUUCGACGGUUUUAAGAACGACUACAUCUCUUACGCAUAUGCUGACCGCGCAUUUGCUGAUCUCUCUGUCACUCGUGGCAAGGGCUUCACGAAGGAGAAGAACAAGAAGAAGCGUGGUUCCUACCGUGGUGGCCCCAUUGAUAUCUCUGGUGGCAAGUCAUUCAAGUUCGACGAUUAA
This is a messenger RNA of Penicillium malachiteum, 1203 nucleotides long. Its product is annotated as nucleolar and coiled-body phosphoprotein 1 family protein. Gene Ontology annotation, cellular component: nucleoplasm; nucleolus. The coding region runs from base 1 to 1203 and encodes 400 amino acids. The record is from RefSeq and is a predicted model, not a curated record. The transcript is spliced from 2 exons. NCBI's taxonomy places the organism in Eukaryota, Fungi, Ascomycota, Eurotiomycetes, Eurotiales, Aspergillaceae.